AUGGAUUUCGCUUACUUGGCUGCAAUAAAGUUGAUUUGGGAUAACGAAUGCCACGAAAAUGCCGUAAUGAUCCCUCUCAAAUUGGAUACUUUCGAGAUCCAGAAACUGUGCAGUCAGGAGGUUGAGUCCUCUGUAUCGACCUCUACCUCGAAGGGUGGUCUAUGA
Messenger RNA from Echinococcus granulosus, 165 nucleotides. RefSeq lists its product as hypothetical. The transcript is spliced from 2 exons. The coding region runs from base 1 to 165 and encodes 54 amino acids. Lineage: Eukaryota; Metazoa; Platyhelminthes; Cestoda; Cyclophyllidea; Taeniidae. The record is from RefSeq and is a predicted model, not a curated record.